This is a messenger RNA of Schizophyllum commune H4-8, 1464 nucleotides long. RefSeq lists its product as uncharacterized. Gene Ontology annotation, molecular function: polynucleotide 5'-hydroxyl-kinase activity. Gene Ontology annotation, cellular component: mRNA cleavage factor complex; nucleus. The transcript has 11 exons. The record is from RefSeq and is a predicted model, not a curated record. The coding region runs from base 1 to 1464 and encodes 487 amino acids. NCBI's taxonomy places the organism in Eukaryota, Fungi, Basidiomycota, Agaricomycetes, Agaricales, Schizophyllaceae. Gene Ontology annotation, biological process: tRNA splicing, via endonucleolytic cleavage and ligation.
AUGUCUGACCCAGCUGCUUCGGAUACAAGGCAAUGGGACCUUCAUCCCGAGACGGAGUAUCGCUUCGAGCUCGAUCCUGGUACCACUGUAGCCAUCAAGCUCCUGCGCGGCCAAGCCGAAAUCUACGGCUGCGAGCUCGCGGAAGGCAAGAGCUACCUCUUCGGCGAGGAGUGCAAGGCAGCCGUCUUCACCUGGAGGGGCGCCUCGAUCGAGAUGAGCCGCCCUUCGGUCGAAUAUACGUCAGACGAGACGCCCAUGGCCGUAUAUGCCAACCUCCACAUCGCGCUUGAGCAGAUGCGCGUGAGGGCGCUGGCGAAUAUACGCGGGUCGCCGAUUCCUGAGGGUCAGUGCGACCCCGACGCUACCUCUGAGCCGCCGCGCGUCCUCAUCCUCGGCCCCGAAAACUCGGGGAAGACCUCGCUUUGUAAGAUGCUCGUCAACUACGCGAGCCGCGUGGCGCAAGGGUGGGCGCCUGUGGUAGCGAACUUGGACCCAGCGGAGGGCGCCUUUGCGCUUCCCGGUGCCAUAUCUGCCGCGGCGAUUCCGGCUGCGAUUCCGACUUGCACGCCUGCUGCGACGCUGGGGCUGAGUGCUUCGAGCGCUCCUAUGGCGAUGGCUGCGAACGCGCUGGUCCCGCUUGUGUAUUGGUACGGACACCCAGACGCGAAGCGCAAUCCUCGCCUCCUGGAGCGGUUGGUUCGGAACCUUGGAAUGGGGGUAAGCGACCGGGAGGAUGCGGCGCCAUAUGCGUCUGGGUUCAUUGUUGAUACGCCUUCGUCCUUCGCAUCCAGCACAACAGGUUUCAACGAGCACAGGCAAAGGCUCAUCAAAGCUGCCGUAGAGGCCUUCCGAAUCAACGUGAUUCUCGUACUCGGCCACGAGAAGCUCAGCAUCGAGAUGCAACGCACUUACGGCUCGAAGCUCACAGUGGUCAAGAUACCCAAAAGUGGCGGCGUUGUCGAACUCGACGCCGCAUACAGGGAGCGGAUACACGAAUACCAGAUGCACACGUAUUUCUACGGCCACGUCCUCCACCCUCCACCCGGUGUAUCUAACGCGCUCCUCGGAGGCGAGGCGGCUGCCGAUCUGGUGCUCUCGCCAUCUUCCACCGUCAUAGGGUUCGGCGACCUCAGCAUAUAUCGGAUUGGGGCGGAAUCCAUGGCGCCCACAAGCGCGCUGUCCAUAGGCGCCGUGCGCCUCAUCUCCGAGAUGCAGCCGGUCCAAGUGGAUCCUGCCGCUCCCGGCUCUGGCCUCUUGAACGCCUUACUGGCCGUCCUUGCUCCUCUGAACCCAGAUGAGAACGAGCGAUACGACGAAGAGCUCCUGGAUCUGACGGUGUCCGGAUUCAUUGCUGUAACCAACAUCGAUGUAGCGAACAAGCAAAUGACGGUGCUAUGCCCCAAUCAAGGGUCGGUGGUGGGCAGGACCGCUCUGAUGGGGUCCUUCGAAUGGCAAGAGCAGUAG